GUCCACUCACCAACUCACCCAUCUCCCCGGCUGGUCCAUACUGCAGAUGCCAACAUGAGGUAACUCGGCGCGUACACGCCAUGGACUCGCCGUUUCCCAGGUCCUCCUCGGCCGCUGGUGAAGGGCGCAUUGUGAUCCGGCUUCUUCCUGAAGGCAUUUCCGGGUUACAAGCACUCUCAUAUCAAUAUCCGCUCAAGCUCGUCUCGCCGACACGCCCCUCAGAAACCAAAAGCGUGCUCGUGUUUCUCCUCUCGUUUGGCGGCGGUCUUGUUGGUGGAGAUAUUGUCAACCUAUCUGUCGAUGUGCAGACCGGGGCCAAGUUGGCACUCGUCACGCAGGGGCACACCAAGAUCUUCAAGUCAGCAACACCAGACGUUGUAACUCGGCAGACCAUGCGCGUCCAGAUUGCCGCCGAUGCCGCCCUCUGUUUGCUCCCGGAUCCCGUCCAGCCGUUCGCCAGCAGCGUAUACGAGCAGGUCCAAAUCUUUAGGCUGGCGCGGAACGCCUCGCUGUGCCUUUUGGACUGGGUUACGCAGGGACGCACUGCUCGUGGGGAAAACUGGAGCUUCGUCCGCUGGCUUGGUCGCAACGAGGUAUGGGCGCUUGGGGAUGCAUCGACGGAGAGGGACCGGCUCCUUGUGAGGGAUUCUGUUAUCCUCGACAACAACCGGGCUCACCCACAGCUGCCUAGCCUACGCGAGUCGAUGCAUUCCGUUGGUGUCAUCGGCACUCUUUUGUUGCGAGGGCCUUUGAUGAAGUCUCUCGGCGAGUUCUUUCUUGGCGAGUUCGCGGCCCUUCCGCGGCUCGGGGCACGCGACUUUCGGAGUGACGACGCGAAGGCAGCUGCUGCACCUUUGUCACCGAGGGAGAAGUGGCGAGCAGAGAGGCUCCGUAUGGAGAGGGAGAAUAAGCUCCUGUGGUCGGCGGCCAACGUCCGGGGCUGCGUUGUGGUCAAGUUCGGAGCCCUCGAUGUCGAGGCCGGCCGGUCCUGGGUCGGGUCGAUGCUACUUGAGGAGGGCAGUGUAUCGCGCCAUUUCGGUGAUCACUCAUUGAUGUGUGUAAGAUGAUGAGCAGCCUUGAUACCCAUGGACGAGCACUGUGUUUGUACUUGUACUCUACAUAUUUUGGCUCUCAGGAUAGCUCGGCAGCACAUGAUAGAUCCUUCAUUAAAGCGACCAUCGUAGCAGCCCGAAGCCUAUGGGUCAGCGUCACUCAUGUCACUUAUGUAUGAAAAAG
Canariomyces notabilis is the source of this 1236-nucleotide messenger RNA. RefSeq names its product UreD-domain-containing protein. The coding region runs from base 81 to 1067 and encodes 328 amino acids. Gene Ontology annotation, molecular function: nickel cation binding. The transcript has a single exon. The record is from RefSeq and is a predicted model, not a curated record. Lineage: Eukaryota; Fungi; Ascomycota; Sordariomycetes; Sordariales; Chaetomiaceae.